Messenger RNA from Branchiostoma belcheri (Belcher's lancelet), 1704 nucleotides. Its product is annotated as REST corepressor 1-like. Gene Ontology annotation, molecular function: transcription corepressor activity. The record is from RefSeq and is a predicted model, not a curated record. The transcript has 17 exons. Gene Ontology annotation, cellular component: transcription regulator complex; histone deacetylase complex. NCBI's taxonomy places the organism in Eukaryota, Metazoa, Chordata, Leptocardii, Amphioxiformes, Branchiostomatidae. The coding region runs from base 151 to 1704 and encodes 517 amino acids. Gene Ontology annotation, biological process: negative regulation of DNA-templated transcription; regulation of transcription by RNA polymerase II.
GCUACAGACUAUUCAGAUGUGGAGAGUCGCCUGGCGGAUGUGGCACGCUCUAACAAAGUUGAAAAUUUUAUUGUCUCUUCGGCUAUUUCCGGACAUUUUUCUCGGUCAGAAAAGGCCAACAUUCGUGUUGUACCGUCGAGUGGAGCCACCAUGGUCGGCAGAAACGUUGAUAUAUUGAGUCCGCGGACACGGGGGGAUGCCCCGUCGGGGGCCAGCAACGGGCACAUAUCCGACGAUAGCAGCAGUGACGACGAGCAUGAAGCUGGCAUGCGGGUUGGACAAGAAUUCCAAGCAUCAAUUCCCGAGUGGAACCCUGAGUCCAUGAAGGAAGACCCUCCACCCCUCAGACAUGAUGCCCUGUUGGUGUGGGCCCCAUGUAUGGACAUCUCUGAUACUAAAUUGGAUGAAUAUAUCAACAUAGCCAAGGAAAAACAUGGGUACAAUACAGAACAGGCCCUUGGCAUGCUGUUUUGGCACAAGCACAACAUUGAAAAGUCUCUGGCAGACUUGCCCAACUUUACCCCAUUCCCAGAUGAAUGGACGGUGGAAGACAAAGUGUUGUUUGAACAAGCCUUCAGCUUCCAUGGGAAAAGUUUCAUCCGUAUUCAACAGAUGCUACCAGACAAGUCUAUUGCCAGUUUAGUGAAAUAUUACUACUCCUGGAAGAAAACUCGAACAAGAACCAGUCUCAUGGACAGACAGGCGCGCAAACUGGCAAGUCAGAAGGACCAGAGCGACAGCGAUGAAGAUGGUGAAAUGGACAACGGCAGCGAUAGUGACUUUGAUCCCGAAAAGGAAGGCAAAGGGGGAAAUACUAACAAUGGGAAGGAGAGUGGUGCAUGUGCCAACUGCCAGACAACAAGCUCCCAACUCCACUCCACUCCCAAAGGCUCUGUCUGUAACUCCUGUUACCAGUACUGGAGAACUCAAGUGGGUCAGAGAACACCCAAUUACGGAAUGAGAACGGGCGUGAUGCGGGCGGGAGGGCCGAUGAAAAGUGAGAUGUCCAUGAAGACGAGUCGCCACAUGCCCCUGCGCGGGCGGAGGAAGGCGCCGCGGGGGAUGUACAUGAACCAGGAGGACCUGCUGGCCAUCUCAGCCUCACCUACGGCCGCAGAGGCACUGCUCCGACAACUGGACACAGAACUGGUCUCCUCUAAGAGACAGGUCCAACAGAACAAACAACACCUGAGCAUGUCCAGCCAGAUGAAGUUCACCACUGGGAGCAUUGAUGAGUUCCGCCCACCAGAGAACAAUCAACGAAUCAAGGCCCAGUGGACAAACCAGGAGCUCUUACUAGCUGUACAAGGUGUGCGGAAGUACGGGAAAGACUUCCAGGCCAUUGCGGAGGUGGUGGGCAAUAAGACGGUCAGCCAGUGCAAGAACUUCUUUGUGAACUACCGGAGACGCUUCAACCUUCAACAGGUGUAUGAUGAGUGGGAGGCUGAGCAGGGUGAGGACGUGGUGAGGAGACAGAAUCGGGACAACUCCAGAUCCUCCUCUCCAGCCAGCAGGGACAGCAAGGACAGCAGCAAGGAGGAUGAGGACAGCAGGGAUGAUGAUGUCCAGAUCACAGCCGUGUCCAGCCCCACUGUAACACCCCCCACCCAGGCGGCGUCUCCCGCCGCCAUGGCGCGCAGCCGCCCGGCCAUAGUCACCGCACCGCCACAGCUGGUGGGAGGACAGCCACAUUCAACUCAGUAA